CGUGAAAAUGAAUCUGUAUAAAAGACACGGGCAAACCUUCCAUCGGCACCAAUCACUUCAGCUCCUCAGCAAGUUCAACUUCUAACAAUCAGCACAGUCAUGAAAAUUGUGAUCGCCCUAGCCUGUUUGGUGGCCUUUUCCGCAGCCGUUGAAGAAACUGGACAAAUCGACGCCGAUUUGGAUGUGGCAGAGCAACGCUAUGGCGGCGGACACGGGGGAGGACAACGCGGUGGACAUCAAGGCGGACGCGGUGGUGGAGGCGGUCAUCAUGGCGGACGUUUCGGACGCUCUCCCCAGAAGCCUAUUUUCCGACCACACCCUACACCCCGACCACCUAUCUAUAACCGCAAGGGUCGCUCUGUAGAUGAGAUCCUCGAACCAGUCGCAGUCCAGAUUGCCGAUCAAGAUGUUGCUGAACAAUAUUGGAGUCCAUAUGUCAACCCUGUUGAUCAGGUCGCCAUCUCUGCUGAUCAGGACGUGGCAGAGCAACGCUAUGGAGGACAUGGAGGGGGACGCGGCGGGCAUGGCGGUGGCAGACGCUACGGACGCUCUCUCGAAGAAGCUCAACCAUUCAUCGUCGCCGAGUUCCAGCCCGAGUAUGUCGAUUAUGUCUCGGAUGAUCUGCAAUUAGCCGAGAACCGCUACUACGGAGGCAACAGAGGCCACGGAGGCGGUGGAUACCGCGGUCGCCGCUCCGUUGAAGAUGAGAAUGCUGUCGCCAUUGAAGAUUUGGAAGUCGCUGAAAAUCGCGGUGGAAGCUACAACAGAGGACACAGCAGCGGCGGAUCUGGGUACGGACACUCCGGUAGUUACAGCAACAGAGGCUCAUCAGGAGGCAGUGGAUACGGGGGACAGCACCGCGGUCGCCGCUCCGUUCAAGAAAUUGCUGGCGCCAUUGAAGAUUUGGAAGUCGCUGAACACCACAACAAAGGCUACAACAGAGGCGGCAGCAGCGGAGGCUCUGGGCAGCGGCGGAAACUACAGAAGCAGCAGCGGUUAUGGCAGACCCAGCAGCGGACAUGGCCACUCGGGACACGGUGGUCGUCGUUAUUAACACGAAAAAAGCGGCAAACAAGUUGCAAACGUUCGAUGCUGAUUAUUAAACACAGGAAACAAAAAAGUAAAACGCGCAAAAUUUUAAGGUCAAAUUGGUUUGGUAUUUUAAUCAAAUGCUCGUUUGGGUUCAAUAAAACGAUUUCGACACUGGGGAUAUAAUACGAA
Molecule: messenger RNA, 1221 nt
Organism: Daphnia pulicaria
Lineage: Eukaryota; Metazoa; Arthropoda; Branchiopoda; Diplostraca; Daphniidae
Product: cold and drought-regulated protein CORA-like
Exons: 4
Coding region: 100-1215 (371 amino acids)
Source: RefSeq, a predicted model, not a curated record